Molecule: messenger RNA, 2590 nt
Organism: Bufo gargarizans (Asiatic toad)
Lineage: Eukaryota; Metazoa; Chordata; Amphibia; Anura; Bufonidae
Gene: CHMP7
Product: charged multivesicular body protein 7
Exons: 12
Coding region: 108-1421 (437 amino acids)
Biological process (GO): vesicle budding from membrane; late endosome to vacuole transport via multivesicular body sorting pathway
Cellular component (GO): ESCRT III complex; multivesicular body; cytoplasmic side of plasma membrane
Source: RefSeq, a predicted model, not a curated record
GACGCUCUAUCUAGCUUCCCUCUCUAUGGAUUUACUGGACGGUGCCCGUGGAGGGUCAAAUCUCGUCUGACAGCUGAGUGCCGUCUACCCAUUGAUGUAGAGACACCAUGGCCCCGGCUUUUCCCUCGGACUGGGAUGACGAUGAACGGAUGUCCUUCUUGUUCUCUGCCUUCAAGCAGUCUCGUGAUGUGGACAGUGCAGAUUGGGACAGUAAAAUGGCUUUCUGGACACCUCUGAUUAUAAUGCACGCUAAGGCUCAAGGGCUACUCACAAUUUCGUUGUGCCAGCUACAAAAAGACUUUACCCGCAAGGGCAUUUCUCCUUUAGGUCUGGGAACAGUCGUCCAGGAAAUGCUAAGGCAAGGUUCCCUGCAGAGAGAGUCCGAUUUUGUGGCAGGUAUCACCAGCGGCUGGGUCUCUUGGGGCGUGAGAGAGCUGGUCAUCAAACCUCUACGCUGGACCAUCAGCUCAGUCCUCGGUGGACAGUUAAACCCAGAUGAGCCAUUUGUGGUUCCUGAAGUAAUAAAGGAACAGGCAGAUGUGGUGUUACAGAAGUACCAGUCCUCUCCACUCUGCACCGUCCCCUUGCUGUGUGAGGAUGAUGUACAUGGACUCUGCAAAGAUCUGAUCCCGACUAAGUCUGAAUUUCAGCUGGUUCUGUUGCAGCUUCUGAGAGACAAGAAGGUCUGUCUUCUACAGAGAGACGGUGAGAGGCUCGUCAAGUUUGUCCAGGGAGGAAGUAAUCAAGUGACCCCCAUAAGAGACACCGAUCUGGGCAUUUAUGACUUACAGAAAAGCGAGAAGCUGCUAUCGGAGAGACUGCAGAGCGCGUGUGACGAAUCUUCAAGGCUGACGGAAGAGGCAAAAAGCUUUAAUAAGGCCGGGAAUAAGCAACAGGCCCUGAGAUGCCUUCGUCGCAGGAAAGUGGCAGAAAAGCAGAUAUCUGCUCUGCAGAGCAAGUUGGACACAGUGCAGAGCAUUCUGGAGAGAAUAUCAAUGGCUGAGACUGACCGCAAGGUGGUGUCUGCGUACCAGGCAGGAGUCUCUGCUCUGCGCUCAGCAAUGAAGGAUGUCAGUCUGGAGAAAGCAGAGAGUUUAGUAGAUCAGAUACAAGAGUUCUGCGACCUGCAGGAUGACGUCAACCAGACCCUGUCAUCAGUGGGAACCAGCGAUCUUGAUGUGGACACAGAUGAGCUGGAGAGAGAGCUGAAUGAGAUUCUUCAGAAGGAGGAGGUGGAGGUGGAGGUGGACCUUCCAGACGUUCCCACUGGUCCAUUGAUUGCCUCUCCACAGCACCCUCCUCUUAGCCAUCAUGGUGAUAACAGAGCUCUGGACAUGAGCGGGAUGCUGUCUGCCCUCCCAGAUGUCCCUAGUGGUCCCCCUCACUCGUUCUCCACUACGUCCUUCAGUGGGGCAGAGUAAUCAAAGCGCUGCUCUUCAAACCCAUCGUGCACUUUUCCAAUGAUCGUGGGGUGAUUUGUAGAAAAAGUCGCCUCAUAUGGGACUCCUGUUUAAUUUAUGUUUCAUUGAUGAGCUGCUUCGAAUUAAAGGGUUAAACCUGAAAAAUCAUAAUCACUAAAAUGGAUUAUCUAGGGUCAUUAUGUACCAGGGCCGUUCGUUCUUUGACUCUGUUCUCACAAAGGCAAGUUUCAUAUAUAGGCGAUAACCAGGGCCGUACAGGAAAAGCUACCAAAAUGACGGCCCCCCUCUCUGACGUCACUUCCUAAAAGAGUUGGUUCAGGUGCAGGGCCACCAGAGUUGUUCUCCUUCCCUAGGACAGGUUUUCUGCUGUCGUGAGGCGCCCAAAGAUUGCACGGUUUUCUCGAGGGAUGUGUAGCUCAGACUGCUGUAUAAAAACUGAAAAUGUCUGCUAAAAGGGCUCAUAUACAAUAAAGAGUUGACUUGUUUUUCCAGAAGUAGUAUCACUUAUGUCUCAGCUGUGUCUGCUAUAGCAACGUACCGUAGCUUUGUUUAAUGGAAAUAUCACCUACAAUAAAGUUACCAGUCCGCAUGAAAUACUAAAGAUUUGUAUUACUCGUGGAGCGGCGAGGAUAUUACCAGCGUGUUCUCCCUCUGUGAUGUCGCCUUGUCUCUGCACUUGUUUUUUGUUUUGUGAUGUAAUUUAUUGUAUAUAAUAAAAAUCGUUUGGAUUUCAUGCUGUCUGGUAACUUUUUUGUAGGUUAUAUGUACUGUAUUUUUACCAUAGGCAUGGGUUUAACUAGAUAAAAGCAAUAGGUUAUUUGGUUGCGGUAUUGUGCCUUCAUUAUUGGUAUAGUUUUUGUUUAAUGGAAGACUGUCAGCAGUUUUGACUCCCCACAACUGCUGACGACACUAUGUAGGGGUGGGGGGCAGAGCAGACAUACCUACCAUGAUGCUUAACAAGAAAUGCAUUCACAAGUGCCCAGGAGGCAGUCUCCUGUGCCCUCUGCCCUAAACGCUGCCCCAGCCCCGCCAGUCUAUUGGGAGUGAUGACUAUAGCGGGAGACCACUAGAGCUGUUCUUCAGAGAGCUCAGGGCACUCGACACAAUGGGACCGCAUCCAGGGCACUUGCCAUUGUGGUGUCAUGCUUAUUAAAAGUUGGGUCUAUGGA